Molecule: messenger RNA, 1590 nt
Organism: Megalops cyprinoides (Indo-Pacific tarpon)
Lineage: Eukaryota; Metazoa; Chordata; Actinopteri; Elopiformes; Megalopidae
Product: ankyrin repeat domain-containing protein 34C-like
Exons: 1
Coding region: 1-1590 (529 amino acids)
Molecular function (GO): protein binding
Source: RefSeq, a predicted model, not a curated record
AUGGAGGACAUGCCGGAGGUGCGGACAGAUGGGAACUCGCUCCUGAAGGCGGCAUGGCUGCGCCGUUUACGCCUGACCAGGCUCCUCCUGGAGGGCGGGGCCUACAUCAACGAGAGCAACGACCGCGGGGAGACAGCCUUGAUGCUGGCCUGCAUGUCCAGGCACUCCGACCAGCAGAGCGUCAGCAAGGCCAAGCUGGUCAAGUACCUGCUGGAGAACAAGGCCGACCCCAACAUCCAGGACCGAGCCGGCAAGACGGCACUCAUGCACGCCUGCAGUCACAAGGCCGGCCAUGAGGUGGCGUCCCUCCUCCUGUCCAAUGGGGCCGACCCCAGCCUGGAGGACCACGGCGGGGCCUCGGCUCUCGUCCAUGCCAUCAACGCGGAUGACAAGGACACUCUGAAACUGCUGCUGGACAGCUGCAAGGCCAAGGGCAAAGAUGUCAUCAUCAUCACCACGGACAAGUCCGCCUCCGGAGCCAAAACCACCAAGCAGUACCUGAAUAUCCCGCCCUCCCCUGAGCUAGAGGAGAGGCAAUCCCCUGCGCUCUGCACCUCCCCCUCCGAGAUCGACAUAAAAACAUCCCCGACACCCAGCAACGGAAAGCUGCAGGAGACCGUCUUCAGUUUCCAGAACAAACGGGUGGCUCCCCCCACCGCCAAACCCCCAAACCCACCGGGAUCUCCCACGAGAAGACCCGCUAACCCCAAACGGGCUCGGCUGCCCCAGCUGAAACGGCUGCAGUCGGAGCCCUGGGGUCUGAUCGCCCCCUCCGUGUUGGCCUCCGCGUCACAGCAGGAGAGCAGGAGAGCCAGCUCUGACGAGGACGUGGUGACCGGGGUGAACGGCCUGUAUCUGGGCAGGAGGGCGCCCCUCUCCCGCCACAACAGCAUGGAGGGUAAAGACUGCUCCUUCCCCUCGGUGGGGGACCACUGCUCCCCUGCGACGCUCUCCACCUCGUCCGCUCCCACGUCCCGCAGGACGUCAUACGAGAAGUCGCUACUGCAGCUACAGGCGCUGAUGCGGCGUGUUGCUGUUCAGGAUCACGACGGCGGUGGCGUCUCGGUCGGCAGCCCCUCCUGUCUGAGGGACACAGUGUAUCGGCGGCGCCUGGGAAACGAGCACUAUGACUCAGACUCCCAGCUGUACUCUGACUCGGCCCUGCCGGACUCGCCCAAGGCUCCGCCGGAGAAACGGAAGCAGAACUCGUCCCCCCUGGCUCUGCUCAUGGGCUCUCGCGAGUCACUGGACAGCAAUGCCAGCUCGUCCCCGGGCGUGGCCCGGCGCCGGGCACCGGGCGUCCUGGAGAGGCGGGGCUCUGGGACUCUGCUCCUGGACCACAUCUCGCACACUCGGCCGGGCCACCUGCCCCCCCUCAACGUCAACCCCAACCCCCCCAUCCCAGACAUCAGAGCCAGCAUCAAGCCCUCCUCCUCCUUCACCAUCUGCCACAGUUCGAUCAUCCCUGUAGCGCCCAGCUCACCAAAGAGAGGCUUCCCCAAGCCCAAGAAGACACUGGUGAGGAGGCAUUCCAUGCAAGUGGAGCAGAUGAAGCAGCUCUCCAACUUUGAGGAGGUGACAAAUCCAUAA